This is a messenger RNA of Talaromyces marneffei, 2661 nucleotides long. RefSeq lists its product as uncharacterized. Gene Ontology annotation, biological process: mitotic chromosome condensation. Gene Ontology annotation, molecular function: chromatin binding. Gene Ontology annotation, cellular component: condensin complex. The record is from RefSeq and is a predicted model, not a curated record. The transcript has 3 exons. Lineage: Eukaryota; Fungi; Ascomycota; Eurotiomycetes; Eurotiales; Trichocomaceae. Bases 1 to 2661 code for a protein of 886 amino acids.
AUGCCUCGUGUUGUGAAUCCAUCAAAGAGCCAUCGCCGCUCCAAUGGCGGCGCCUCAACCCCCCAGAAGAACUCUCCCAUCAAGAUCCCCCUCAAUGAUGACAUGGGAGAGAAGGCUGCUCGAAUGCAGUCGCGACAAGCUCAGUAUGACCGCCAAAUGAACCAGAUCAAGGCUGCGGUUAAGACGCCCAUGCCCCCCCGCAGGCAAUACGAUCGUGCCGAUAGUCAAAGUCCAGUAACUCCACGUGGUUCUCAUCGACGAGGUCGGGAGAGUGACGUGGAUGGUCGCGGCCGAGGUGCAACUCCAGCUAAACGAGUCCCUAUUCUCGCCAACUUCGAGGAGUGGAUGAAAAUGGCGACCGAUAACAAGAUCAACGCUGCUAAUUCAUGGAAUUUUGCUUUGAUCGAUUACUUCCAUGAUAUGUCAUUGCUCCGCGAGGGAGAUGGCGUCAACUUCCAAAAGGCCAGUUGUACUCUUGAUGGUUGCGUCAAGAUUUACACAAGCAGAGUGGAUAGUGUUGCGACCGAAACCGGGAAACUCUUGAGUGGUUUGGCAGACAGCCGAGACCGCAAAGCCCAGGAAGGCGAGGCGGCCGAAGGCGAUGAGGAAGAAGAGGAAGAGGGCGAAGACGGUGUGCGAAGAAAGGCAAAGAAGAAGACACGUUCUCACGAGGCUACGCUCGCUCCAUCGUUUGCAUCUUUACAAUUGAAAAAGCUCGAGCUCGAGUUUGCGGUGGACCCGCUCUUCAAGAAAGCAUCGGCUGACUUUGACGAAGGAGGUGCUAAGGGAUUGUUGUUGAAUCAUUUGUCAAUUGAUGGCCAGGGACGUAUCAUUUUCGAUAGUAGUGAUGACGUGGAUGAGACAACCAACGGCGGGGAUGCUGCGCAGGACGACGGAAUGAAUGACAGUGCAGAGCCAGAGGAGACGCAAGCCAAAGAACCGGAGAGUGAUCCGAUGGAUGUUGAUCCUGUCGAGAUUGAUAUUUCCUCCCUCGGAAACAGAUUCUUUCCGGAUUUAGAUCGCCUUUCCGAACAGGACAUCUGCCCAUCAUUGAAGAAUCUUGAUCUAGGAGAUCCAAGUGGCUCUCUUGAUAUGCCAUUGCUUAAAGCCCCUGAGGAAUGGCGGCACGACAAGGACCAUGACGAAUCUGAUCCGGCAAGACGUAUGGGUGAUGCUUCCGGCAUUAUGCUCGACGAUGACAAUGCUGUCGGAUUUGAUGACGAUGACGGUACUUUUGCAGGAUUCGACAUUGGCGAAGACGCUGGUUUUGGUGAAGGUGGAGAGGCUUGGGCGCGAGAGGCAGCAUUGGAACCCUUGUUGAAGGUUCAUCGCAUGGAUGUCGGUGGAGAAGACGAUCCGGAGGCUGCCGAGGAUGAAGAUCCCUACACGUUGUCGAUCUCUCACCAACCAGCCAAUAAUGAGCACGAAAAUAUUCUGAGUUACUUUGAUAACGCUUUACAAAAGAACUGGGCGGGUCCUGAACAUUGGCGAAUUCGCAAGAUUAAGGAGACUAGUGCUGCCAAUUCCACGGCGGUGCCGAAGCAACGCAAAGAAAAGGAGCCAUUUGUGAUUGACUUUUCCGCUCCACUUGAUGCUACAGCAGCUGAGUUGAUAUACACGCAAGCAAGUUCGAAUUCUGCUAUCUCGAUUCCCAAGACGCAAUGGAAAACAAAAGGACGCAAUCUACUUCCGGAUGACAAGCACUUCAACUCGCAACAACUGUUGCGACUCUUCCUCAAGCCCAAGGCUCGUAUGGGAUCAAAGAGAUUUUUUGGAGCUCGCAGGACAGGAGAGGCAACUGAGACGCGCGUUCCAGCGGCAGGAGAAAUGGACGAGGCUUUCUGGGCUAAUCACAAACCUGAAAAUGGCGCACAAGCAGAGGACGAGAAGGUUGCAGGCACGUAUGAUGCCGACUUCUUUGCAGACGACGACGGGCUUGCAUUCCCUAACGGACUGCCGAUGGCAGAUGAUGAUGACGACAACCUACCAUUUGCAGAUGCUCGAGAGAUGUUCUCUCCAGCAGGCGAUAUGGAUGCCCGGCCUACAACGUCGGCUGGUGAUGGGUCAGGCGCUACGGGAUUAACAGCCCUAUUGAAUAUGGUUGGAGCUACACCCGGCUCGGUGCUUCAUGGUGGAGGAUUCGGCUCACAGCUAGUGACGCAAGGUGGUCGUCGUGUCCGGCCCGACUAUGUCGCUUACGCACGUGUGGCUAAGAAGGUUGACGUCAGGCGGUUGAAAGAAGAAAUGUGGAAGGGUAUGGGCGACGGAUUGAUCGAGUCUAUGGAUUUCAACUCAGCCUCGGACGCAGCAGCAGUUGUUGAUGCACCUGAAGAGCCUACUGAGGACGACGGCCCACCAACACCAACACCGAAGAAUAGGCAAUCAGACGGAGACCAUCCAAUGCCUGACAUUACAUCUGAGAUUGAAAAACACGGUCAAUUACGAUUCACGAACGUUAUGAACUCUCUCAAGAAGGUGUAUCCAGAAGAAUCGUUACGGGACAUCAGUACCUCGUUCGGGUUUAUUUGCCUGCUGCAUCUGGCUAACGAAAAGGGACUUGUUCUACAGAACGGUGGUGGCUUUGCCGAAGGAGAUGGCACUUUGGAAGAGAUCUAUAUUAGUAAAGAUGUCGGGGCGGUAAUUGACGACGGUGCCAUGUAG